AUGGACGAGUAUUCGGAAGAGCAGCUUCAUCAAUCCAAACAACAUCUAAUCAUCACCGUUUCAAUUGUGUUUAUAGUCCUGGAAGUGGUAUGCGUGGUUAUGCGCUUUACUUCUAAAUUUGUUGAACGGCUGAAGUUCGGCUGGGAUGAUGCUCUCAUGGUUGUGGGCCUUAUCCUCUGCAUUGCCGAUGCGAGCUGCACAAUAGCUGCCGUGAUCUACGGCGGAAUCGGCCUGCAUCAAGAAACCGUCCGCCAGAUCGAUCCUGAGAUGCUGGUGACGGCGACCAAGUUCCUCAUCACCACUCCGCUCCUCUACUUCGCCACCGUCGUACCUCCAAAAUUGGCUAUCCUGCACCUCUAUCUGAACAUUUUCACCGAUAAAAUGCUCCGAAAGAUAUGCUACGGCACCGGAGCAGUCAUCAUCAUCAAUUGGCUUGUGGUCACUAUCGCUGGUGUUGUUUCCUGCCGACCACUAAGCUACUACUGGACGUUCCACGGAAACUGCAUUGACAUUAAUGCGUGGCUGCGCUGGGGAGGAUUCGCGCACAUAUUGACGGAUGUCGUCAUGUUGAUAUUGCCGAUGCCGGUGGUUUGGAAUCUGCAUGCCUCGAGUCGCCUCAAACUGGGUAUUUGGGUAACUUUCCUGAUGGGUAGUGUGGGCAUGGUUUCUUCCAUUAUCCGAUUCCGAGAAUUCUACGUGACUGACGUCCAAGGGGAUGUAACCUGGGCGGCCUCGACACUGGUGGUCUGGGCUGAGAUUGAGGGUGGUAUUUACCUCAUAGCAGCCUGUUUGCCUACCUAUCGGCCGCUAACGAAAUUUCUUUGGCGUCGCGUUCUGAGGAAGCGCAGUCAGACGGGCGAAUCUCUGCAUACCGGAACGGGCCACAGGGCCAGCCAACUGCGACCGGGCCUCGGGUCCACGCAUAAUGAAUCGAAAUUUCCGUGGAUGGAGGCGUCGAGAAGUGAGGAAGAUGUCUUGCGUAUGGUGACCUUGGGCAGUCGUUCAGGUGCAGAUAUCAAACCGGGGCAGAUUGUGGUGGAGCAUCACUUUUCGGUGCAUUGA
Messenger RNA from Aspergillus costaricaensis CBS 115574, 1062 nucleotides. RefSeq lists its product as uncharacterized. The record is from RefSeq and is a predicted model, not a curated record. The transcript has 3 exons. NCBI's taxonomy places the organism in Eukaryota, Fungi, Ascomycota, Eurotiomycetes, Eurotiales, Aspergillaceae. Bases 1 to 1062 code for a protein of 353 amino acids.